AUGUUAAUUGAAAAUAAGAUAAAAAUAAAAAACCUUAUCUAUGAAUGCAAUGAGAAAUUAAAAUUAUAUAUAAAAAUAAAGCAAAAUAUUAUGAAAAAUGACAUGCAUAAAAGCACAGAAGAGUUAAAGGAAUGUUAUAAUAAAUGUGUAGAAUCAAAUUUAAUUAAAUUUAAUGAAGUUAAAUGUUUUGAUGAUGAAUUUAUUAGUGAAAAAAAAUUAAAUACAGACAUAAUUAAUUGUCUUUUAGAUAAUUAUUUGGAAAACAAUAAUAGGUGUGUUAUAUCUUUUAAUAAAUAUGAAAAUUUUAAUACUAUUAAAAAUAACUUAGAAAAUGAAGAAAAAAAUGAUUAUAUAAAUUAUAUUUAUCUGUAUAAUUUAAUAGAACACUUUUUUGUUAAAAUAAGUGUAUUAUCAGCUAAAAAAAACGAAAAUAAAAUAUAUACAUUACGAUUUGGUGCUUUCAAUUUUUCCAAUGUAUAUGAUUUAUUAGAAGAAUACGAUGACAAUGAAGAAUAUAACCAAAAAAAAAGAAGUUACACUUUAAAAUAUGAGAAAGAAAAAAAUUAUUUCAAUAACAUCAAUGUAGAACUAAAAAGUGAAUUAAAAAAUUUUAAUGAAAAAACAAAAGCUAUCGAAUUUUCAGAUCUAGAAAAAUUGAAGGACAUCCUAAAUUUUGCAGAAAAAAAAAAGAAAUCGUUAGAAAAAAAAUUAAAUAUGAAUGAACCGUUUUUUUACACAUUAAUAACAAUAGAUAUCAUUGAAAUAAAAGAAAAUAAUCUAAUGAAAAUCCCAAUAACUAAUAAUUGUAAUAAAUAUAUCUUAGAUAAAUAUUAUUUUCUUAACAUUUCUUAUACAAAUUAUGAUGAUGAAAAAGAAAGUGUUAACAUAGAGGAAUUAAGAAAAUCAUUUUAUGAAAUUAUAAAUUUAAUUAAACACUAUUUAAACAAUAAUUUAAAAAUUGACAUUUCUAAUUUUAAUCGCAUAUCAAAAAUAGUCCAUGAAAUAUGCUAUGAUAUGGAGAAAAUUUUUUUGAAGGUUGUUUUGUAUUUCCCUUAUAAUUAUGAUAAUAAAUUUGAUGAAUAUAUUUUGAAUUUUCUUUAUACAAUUGAUAUUAAACUAAAGGAUUAUUUAAAUUUAUUCAAUAAUAAUUUAACCAAAGUAGUAAAUGAUAAUUAUAAUAUGAGAGAUCAUAAAGAUGUUAUUAUAUCAGAUAAUGAAAAAUAUCAUAAAUUAGAUAAAAUUUUAUUCAAUAAUAUUGAUUUAGAUGAAAAUUUGAAAUAUAAUGUAUUGAUAGAAGCUUUGAAUUUACCUGAAGAAUCUUUUAACUGUUUAACAUUGUUAAAUAAAACAUUUCAACAUAAUUAUGAUUUAUAUAAAGAGAAAGAAAAAGAAUUCUAUAGAAAUAUUUUAAAUUUAGUUGAAAAGCAAAAUGAAAUUAUUAAAAGUUAUGAAGAGAAAGAAAAUAAGAAGAAAGACGAAAUAAAUAGUAUACUUAAAGAAAUAUAUUACAUUAAUGAAAAAAAUUUAGAAAUAGAAAAUGAAAUACAAAGACAUCAAAAUUUAAAUAUGGAAUAUUUGCAAAAAGAAGAGAAUAAAGAUGUGCAAAAUUUGAAAAGGAUCCACACUAUUGAUAACAUAUUAAAUAAAGAAUAUGAAUAUUUUUUAAAAUUUCGCAAUGAAUCAAUAAACAACCAAGAAAAACCUAUAAAAAAGGAAAAAAACUUUCAAAGUAUCCAAGAUAAUAAUAUUUCAAAUAAUAUACUAAAUAUCCAGGAAAAACAAGAAGAAGAAUAUUUAAAAAAUUUAAAUGAAGCAAUGAAGUACGCAGAACAAAAUUUUCAACAAACUCAUAAUUUAAAAAAAAAAUAUGAUGAUAUUAUAUGUAAAAAAAUGGAACUUUUCAAAAUUUUAAAAAGCACAGUAAUAAAGUUAAAUGAAAAGACAAAUUCAUUAAAGAACAAUUUUAAAAGUACAAAAGGACUGAAAUUUGUUUAUCCUAUAGAUGAUAAUUAUAUAAGUUUUAAAGAAAAAUAUAAAAAUCAUCUAACAUGUAAUAACUUAAAAGAAUAUAAUGAAUUAUUAGAAGAAUUAAAGAAAAAUGAUUUCAAUGAAAAACAAGUUGAGUGGAUACUAAAGAUGAACUCUAUAUCGAAAAAAUUUUAA
Molecule: messenger RNA, 2163 nt
Organism: Plasmodium gallinaceum
Lineage: Eukaryota; Apicomplexa; Aconoidasida; Haemosporida; Plasmodiidae
Product: conserved Plasmodium protein, unknown function
Exons: 2
Coding region: 1-2163 (720 amino acids)
Source: RefSeq, a predicted model, not a curated record